Messenger RNA from Coregonus clupeaformis (lake whitefish), 3427 nucleotides. RefSeq names its product coiled-coil domain-containing protein 102A. The coding region runs from base 256 to 2037 and encodes 593 amino acids. NCBI's taxonomy places the organism in Eukaryota, Metazoa, Chordata, Actinopteri, Salmoniformes, Salmonidae. The record is from RefSeq and is a predicted model, not a curated record. The transcript is spliced from 10 exons. Gene Ontology annotation, cellular component: myosin complex.
CCUUUUUCGCUUCCCCGCUCCGCUAGCAAUACCUCCAAUUCCCAAGGAAAAAUUCCUUUAGGAAAAAUGACGGGAAGACUAUCGAAGAGAGAAUAGCGACUUCUACUCAACAAAUAUCGCAUCAAGUGGCAUUUAGAGUAAACUGGAAUUGUGCGAUUAUAAAGGUAGCCAACUGAGUAAAGACGACCAUGCACUCCUGAGUGCACAGCAUCGCUUGUGUUUCCUGCUUCUCCCUGGAUCAUCAUCGGCUCUGUGAUGAACCACACCCCUAGCCCCCACAUGGCCGAGGCCGCUAAGUCCGGGGCGGGCCUGCUCUGUGGCCUGGGCCUGGGGCCGGACAGGGUCCGCUCUCCUGAUAGCCUGACCCACACGCCCAGCCCCACGGGGGGCACCCCCAGCUCCAGCCCUCCCCUGCUGCUCUCUCCUGGCCUGGGCGAGUCUGGGGACUGGGAGAGCCGUGAGGAGCUGCGUCUGAGGGAGCUGGAGGAGGCCAGGGCGCGAGCUGCCCAGAUGGAGAAGACCAUGCGCUGGUGGUCGGACUGCACGGCCAACUGGAGGGAGAAGUGGAGCAAGGUGCGUUCCGAGAGGAACCGGGCACGGGACGAGGUGCGGCAGCUCCGCCAGAGGCUGGACGCCCUGACCAAGGAGCUAACAGGCGCACGGCGAGAGCGCCAGGAACUGGCCUCCGAGAACGAGACACUCAGACAGGAAGCACUGCGUCUCCGUGCUGACCAGGCCUCACCCUCCCACGCCCCCUCAGCACCACCCUCCUCCUCCACCCCAUCCUCCUCCUCCUCACAGCCCCUUGUGGACAGCAAUCAGGACAGGGUGGGCGAGGGGCCCGGGUCACCAGAACAGGAACCAGUGAGAGAUGUAGACACCGAGAAACCUGACCGACAAAAGGAGCUGGAGCUGUUGGAGUCAGUGCUGAGGUCCAAGGCGGAGGGUCCAGACUCGUGGGACGCCCGUAGUGCCAGCAGCCUGCGUUCUGCCCUGAGUCGCCAGGACCGCAGCCGGCUGCUCUGGGAUGACAUCACUGCCAUGGAGGAGGACCCCGGCAAGAUCAACGCCCUCCAGCUCCGCCUCGACGAAUCACAGAAGGUCCUGCUCAAGGAACGCGAGGAUAAGCAUGCACUCAGUAAGAGCAUAGAAAAGCUGGAAACAGAGCUAAACCAAUGGAAACUCAAAUAUGAGGAGCAGAACAAGACCAAGCAGGAAGCCAUGAAACAGCUGAACAUGUUGAAGGAGGUACACCAGGAUGAGUUGGGUCGUAUGUCGGAGGACCUGGAGGAUGAGCUGGGAGCACGCACCAGUAUGGAUAAGAAACUGGCCGAGCUACGUGCAGAGAUGGAGCGCCUGCAGGUGGAGAACGCUGCUGAGUGGGGCCGGCGAGAGCGUCUGGAGACCGAGAAGCUGGCCCUAGAGAGGGACAACAAGAAGCUGCGUGCGCAGACGGAGGACCUUGAAGAACAGCUGGCCCGUAAACGCCGGCAGGCGGCCAGUGCCCUGGACACUGACCUCAAGACCAUCCAGACUGAGCUGUUUGAGAGGAAUAAGGGUAUCGAUCGAGACGGGGGGAGAGAAACACACAGACGAUUAAGACACUGUGGCGACACCGACAAAGAACAAAGUGAGUUGGCAGACAUGCGCCACAUCCACGCCAAGGUGAAGAAGCAGUACCAGGACAAGAUGGCCGAGCUGGCCCACGCCAACCGGCGGGUGGAGCAGCACGAGACAGAGGUGAAGAAACUGAGGCUGAGGGUGGAGGAGCUGAAGAAAGAACUGGGUCAGGCGGAGGACGAGCUGGAUGAGGCCCAUAACCAGACCAGGAAGCUACAGCGGUCUCUGGAUGAGCAGGUGGAACAGUCAGAGAACCUCCAGGUCCAACUGGAACAUCUGCAGUCCCGACUGAGGCGGCAGAAGAACCCGGGCCUGUUUGGGAAGAUGAGGUCAGCUCGGUUCAGCCCAGAGAACCCAGAUGGACCGCCCAGUGACCCAGACGAAGAGGAGGAGGAGCUACAGAUCCAGAUCCCAUGAACAAAGGAAGGACACACAGACAUCCAUCUGAUGGAUAGACAGAUGGACAGACAGACUCUGACUUAGGGCUCUUCAUUUCACACCGUGUGUGUCCCAUAGACAGACAGACUGAUAGUUGGACAGAUGUGAUCUUGACACCCACUCAUCUCCAUUGACAUGCCCCAUCCUGUUAGAGACAAACACUGACACAUGGUUGCCAUGGGCAAGGUUGUCAUGGACACCUGUCGUUACCUGUACCUGUGAACUACAGAGCAACCAGCAGGGGUCAAGAGAGAGCCCUCACUACACUACAACUGACAGCACACUACACUACCACACUACAGUACAACCCACAGUGCACUACAGUUACAAGCCACUACAGCCAGAGCCUACAGCGCUCUAGUCCUCAACACCUCAAUCAUCACCACUAUCACUCCCAUAUCUACAACACCCUCAGUGAUGAAACACUCUCUCAAUCACACUGCCACCCAUCCUCAGUCUAAAGCUCAUGCCUCCUCUUUCACCCUUCCUUCUCUUUCUCUUUGCAUCCUGAGUUACUUCACCCAGCGAAUGUUGUACAGUAUCCUUCCUGAUGUAUAAAAACACUCAAGAUAGCGGCGUUGACAUAGCUGUGAUGUUCCAGCCGUGUUCCGGUAAUGUUAUGUAAUGCGUUGGAAUUGUAUCAGUAGCUGUACAUACAGUUCAGGACGGUAAGGGUGUUUAGCCCUCAGGUCACUGUGCAAAGGGUGUGUGCUUGGAGCCUGGCACCUGGGAUCAUCGUUAGUUCAUCAGUAUUUUGGGCUCAGCCUCAGACAGCUAAACUCUCCCAGUAUGGGGGACAGGUAGUAUUCUUGGGAGAGACUGGGACUGGAUAGAAAGGGACAUAAAGGGCCCUCCACCUCUAUGUCCCCUUGUCCCAUUGUCCCCUCACCAUAACCACUAAGAGACAAGGUGCUUAUGUAGGGGAUGGAUCCAUUAGACCUACAGUAUUAACUUCUCGACAUAGUGGGUUGUUCAUUCUGAAAGAAAAGUUUGUGGUCAAUACACACAUCCUUAAAAAACGUAGAUGCUGGGCUGAUGAAGUAUAUACUAGAAAAGAACAGAAAGGCCUGCGCACUGCACUGUUUUGAUCCAAAAGGGUCUUCGUCAGGUCAAGAUCUUUGUGGAUUGAAACGUUGUCUAUAAAUGUCGUAAUUGGCAGCAUAUUCGGUGUGCAGGCCUUUCUGUUCUGUUCAUUCUGAAAGCAAUAAGACAUCGGCUAUCACUCCCACUUACUCAUCUGCUACUAUGGGGACCAAGGUAUUUUUAACGAUCAUGAUUUGCAAAUUAUUUAUGUUGUUGUUUUUGAUAAUUGAUCUGUAAACCACAGUGUUUUUGUAUUUAGCUCUAUAAAUGUUAAGUGUACAUUAUA